Glossina fuscipes is the source of this 2587-nucleotide messenger RNA. It is a transcript of the gene Cdc16, whose product is annotated as cell division cycle protein 16 homolog. Lineage: Eukaryota; Metazoa; Arthropoda; Insecta; Diptera; Glossinidae. Gene Ontology annotation, molecular function: protein binding. The transcript has 10 exons. Bases 267 to 2486 code for a protein of 739 amino acids. The record is from RefSeq and is a predicted model, not a curated record. Gene Ontology annotation, biological process: cell division.
UAAAUUGCACACAGCUUAUAUGAAAUUAAAGAAAUCACAUGUUUAAUAGAAGCGAAGCCAAGCGGCGUAUGUUAGAAAAAAAAAGCGGAUUGUUAAGAAAAAAAUUAAACGAAAUUAAUAUUUGACACCAAAUUCAAUAUACUUUUUAAAUCAUUUAUUUGUGAAUAAUUUGCAAAAUUCUACUAAAAAAUUUGUGCGGUACGAAAAAUUGCCCGAAAAAAGAGAAAAAACAUUUUUAGACAAAUUCUUAUUAAAGUGAAAUUAGUAUGACGGGCAAUGAAAUGCGUAGCAAUAGCACGAAUACUGAUGAAGAGAAGGGUUCCAUUGAUUUAGACAAUUAUCGUAAACUAGUCAAGCAGUUUUGCGAUUUAAGACGGUAUCAGACAGCUUUGUUCUGGGCCGAGAAAGUUGCUUGCUUGAGUGAAAAUGAUCCCAAAGAUGUUUAUUCCAAAGCCCAUUGCAUGUUUCUGUUGAAAGAAUAUCAUCGUGCCGCUUAUACAUUGCGUAUGCAUAAAUUGGAGAAAACUCACAUACCUAGUUACAAUCUUUUGUUGGAAAGUUUAUAUGAAGCCAAGGAAUAUAAUGAAGCCAUAGCAGUUAUCAACUCGGUGGAUGUAGAGUUUUUAGCUUCGUCGUUAAUAAAUCAACCGUUGGAAUCGUUGGAUGGCGGUGGUGUUGAAAGUCAGAUAAUGUUUGGAGGUGAAGUGUGCGGUAAAAACGAAAUCCUUGCAUCUAUUAGUUUAUUAAAGGGCAAAAUAUACGAAGCUAUGGAUAAUCGUGGCUUAGCAAUGGAUUGUUAUGUCCAGGCUUUGUAUAAAUCGGUUUACUGCUAUGAGGCUCUCGAAGCCUUAGUUCAACAUGAAAUGCUUAUGGCUUGGGAAAGAAAGGAACUUAUGCAGCAAUUGCCUUUAGAACAGCAAUCAUCCUAUGUCGAUGCUAAAUUAAUUACUAAACUGUAUGAAACCAAAUUGAAAAAGUAUUAUGAAACCAUAGGGCCGGCAAGCAAUAGUGAGCAAACACCAAUAGGAAAUUUGGGCAACUUGAAAACUAUUAAAGAGUUGAAUGAAAAAAUUGAAAACACACGAGCAUCUGAAGCCAAUAUACACAAAAAUGUGAUGCCUAAAUUUAUAACACCCUCAUCAUCUCAUAUUAUGUCACCGGCUCAUAAAGUCCUUGAAGAUUUCAAGGUUCCCAGCUUUUCUUUGCACGUUAGCUUAACGCGUGCCUCGUCCCAUUCGAACGAAUUGCAGCGUUCGCAUUUCGAGACAUCAGGACGUAAUCGGGAUAAAGAUGCAUGCGACUCCAAUACUUGCUUACCUAUAUCGGUUUGCUUGACUCGCGUGCACAAAAGUACUGAUGUCAUGGCUGCUCAGGCCGAGAAACUCUUUUAUGAUUGCGAAUAUAAGAAAGGUUUUAAAAUAUUAAAUGAUUUAUUGAAAGUUGAUCCCUAUCAUAACGCUGCUUUGACCGUUCAAAUAGGCUGUUUAGUCGAGUUUGGAGAUUAUAAUAAAUUAUUUUAUGUGGCCCAUAAGCUGGUGGACCGUUACCCGGAAAAAGCUAUUUCUUGGUACGCAGUAGGAUGUUACUAUGAUCUGAUUGGUAAAAGCGACCCUGCUCGUCGCUAUUUAUCGAAAGCCACGGCUUUAGAUCGUUUGUACGGCCCUGCUUGGUUGGCUUACGGCCACUCUUUUGCUAAAGAAAAUGAACAUGACCAAGCUAUGGCUGCGUAUUUCAAGGCUGCACAACUGAUGCGUGGCUGUCAUUUACCUUUGCUGUAUAUUGGUGUAGAAUGCGGCUUAACUAAAAACUUGGAAUUAGCAGAAAAAUUCUUUUAUCAAGCCAUGUCUAUAGCUCCCAUAGAUGUUUUUGUCUUACAUGAGCUGGGUGUCAUUAAAUAUGAAUAUGAAUAUUACGAAAGUGCUGAAGAAGUUUUCCGCACAACCGUUGAUAUCGUUACUAAUCGUGCAAAACAAAAUCAAGAAGAAAUAUCAGCCAGAUGGGAACCAUUAUUUAAUAAUUUAGGACAUUGCUGCCGCAAAAACAAGAAGUACAAAGAAGCCUUAAAAUAUCAUCAAUUCGCUUUACUUUUGAAACCUCAAAGCUCGCAAACAUUUACUGCUAUUGGUUUUGUCCACGCGUUGAUGGGUAAUUUAGAAGAGGCUAUUUCUUUUUUUCAUAAAAGUUUAGCUUUGAAUCGUGAUUGCAUUGUCACCUCUACGAUACUAAAGACAUGCAUUGAAGAUUUCAUGGAUGAAGAAUCAAUAAUUGAUGAAAUUUAUGGAAAAUCAAAUCUAACUUCAUCUUCUACGUGGGGGAAUAAUGCACCUUUUAAGGUUCCUAAAAUUGCUACCAUUGAAGAGGAGACAUCGCCUUCACCGGUGAAAUUUUCGAACAUGAAAUUGAAAUUUGACGAUGAAGACGACAUAUCCAAAAAUACUACCAAUAUUGAUACAAAUAGUGUUAUGGAUAUUAGUAUGGAUGUUUAGAGAGGGGGCAAAAAAAUGUACUAAUACUUCUUUCGAUUAAAUAUAUGGAAUGCUUUAAUUCUUUUAAGUGUAUGGCGGUAAAAAAAAAAAACAAAAUAUAG